Angiostrongylus costaricensis is the source of this 567-nucleotide messenger RNA. Lineage: Eukaryota; Metazoa; Nematoda; Chromadorea; Rhabditida; Metastrongylidae. The record is from the annotation of a GenBank genome assembly.
AAACGAAAGAAGGUUAGAGUUGAUAAGGGCUAUAUCGACAUGGUGGAUCAAGGUCCUACACUUUUCAAGACCAUCAUUUGUCUUCAGUACUGUCGGCGAGUCUUGCCAAGCUCAAACUUGGUUUGUCCCAAUAAUUGGACACGUUUUCGUGAUUCGUGCUACUAUUUCGAAACGACUAAAAUGCGAUACGAUUUAGCUGAAGUAAGAUGUCUUGAAAAAGGAUCAACGUUAUUUGUUGCUGAUUCUAUGGAAGAAUGGCUUACGGUACUCAGUCAAACACCACCUGACUACUGGAGUUGGAUAGGUUUAGAACAGCAAGAUGAUGAAAAACAACCACGUUGGACGACACCAGGCGGGAUGAAUGUCUCGGAGAUAGAAUGGUUGCUGAGCCCCAGAACAUCGGAGAUGAACGGCUGGAACUUGAUAGCCAAAUGUGUUGGCUAUUUCCGCUCAAGUGUCAUUUCAUACGCUUUCUUUUACUAUUGCGGAAUAGGUUUCAACUCAAUUUGCGAACGGAACGCAACUCUCCUCGCAAAUAUCUGGGACGAAAGUGACAGAGGUUUUUAG